AUGCCGGGCACACCGUCGCCCUUCUCAGGGCCCCCAUCCCAGCAGAGCCGCAGCAGCGUCUACUCGCGCACAGGUCCAUCACGCACGCAAACACCUGGUUAUUCGGACCGGGAUGAGCAGGAAACCUCUUUGUUAGGGCAGCGCAACCCCCCCAGCCCGUACGGCGCACCAUAUGAAGACAUGGAUGCCUCGACCGAUUCCACACGCCGAUACACCCUGCACGACCCGGGCGUAACGGUCUUCGCCGCGCCUCCCUACCAAGAAUCCGAGGUGGCCGACCUGUAUGAUGCGGAGAUGGCCAACAAAGACGCCAUUCCCUUGGACACCUGGGGCCCCAGCAGCUCCAGCGGCCGAUCCGUCGGACGCUCCGCCGGCGGCCUGCGCCGCUACAACACCAGAAAGAUCAACCUCGUGCAGGGCUCCGUCCUGAGCGUCGACUAUCCCGUGCCGAGUGCGAUCCAGAACGCCAUCCAACCGGAAUAUAGGAACGCGGAGGAAGCGUUCACGGAGGAGUUUACUCAUAUGCGAUAUACCGCUGCGACUUGCGAUCCCGAUGAGUUCACCCUGCGAAACGGUUACAAUCUGCGCCCCGCCAUCUACAACCGACACACCGAGCUGUUGAUCGCCAUCACGUACUACAACGAGGACAAGGUGCUGACGGCCCGUACCUUGCACGGCGUGAUGCAGAACGUGCGCGACAUCGUCACCUUGAAGAAGUCGGAGUUCUGGAACAAGGGAGGCCCGGCGUGGCAGAAAAUCGUCGUCUGCCUGAUCUUCGACGGUAUCGAGCCCUGUGACAAGAACACCCUGGACGUGCUGGCUACUGUCGGUAUCUACCAGGAUGGCGUCAUGAAAAAGGACGUCGACGGUCGCGAAACUGUGGCCCAUAUUUUCGAAUACACGACUCAGCUCUCCGUCACAGCCAAUCAGCAGCUCAUCCGACCCCACGGCAAUGACUCGUCCAACUUACCGCCCGUCCAGAUGAUCUUCUGUCUGAAGCAAAAGAACUCCAAGAAGAUCAACUCCCAUCGCUGGCUCUUCAACGGCUUCAGUCGGAUUCUCAACCCGGAGGUGGCGAUUCUGCUGGAUGCAGGUACUAAGCCCGGGAAGAAGUCGCUUUUGGCCCUCUGGGAGGCCUUCUACAACGAUAAGACGCUAGGUGGAGCGUGUGGUGAAAUCCACGCGAUGUUAGGCGCCGGCUGGCGCAAGGUGCUCAACCCGCUGGUCGCGUCGCAGAAUUUCGAGUACAAGAUCUCGAAUAUUUUGGAUAAACCGUUGGAAAGCGCUUUUGGCUACGUCAGUGUGUUGCCGGGCGCCUUCUCGGCGUAUCGGUACCGGGCGAUCAUGGGACGACCGCUGGAGCAGUACUUUCACGGUGAUCACACGCUGUCUAAGCGACUGGGCAAGAAGGGUAUCGAGGGCAUGAACAUCUUCAAGAAGAACAUGUUCCUAGCAGAGGAUCGUAUCUUGUGUUUCGAACUGGUCGCCAAGGCCGGAUUCCGGUGGCAUUUGACGUAUGUCAAGGCGUCCAAGGGUGAGACCGACGUGCCGGAGGGAGCGCCCGAAUUCAUCAGUCAACGACGUCGUUGGUUGAACGGAUCUUUUGCGGCCGGUCUGUACUCCAUGAUGCAUUUCGGGCGGAUCUACCGCAGCGGCCACGGCAUCAUUCGUCUGUUUUUCCUGCACGUUCAAAUGCUGUACAACUUCGCCCAGUUGAUCAUGACCUGGUUUGCUCUCUCUUCUUUCUGGUUGACUAGCUCCGUCAUUUUGGAUCUGGUGGGCACGCCAAGUCCGGCCAACAAGGAAAAAGGAUGGCCGUUUGGUAACUCCGCCACGCCGAUCGUCAACACGUUUAUCAAGUACGGGUACUUGUUCUGUUUGAUGCUGCAGUUUAUCCUGGCCCUGGGUAAUCGACCCAAAGGCACACGGAUUCCGUACACGCUCUCCUUCAUCUACUUCUCCAUCGUGCAAUUUUACGUGCUGAUCGACUCGUUCUACUUGGUGGCGAACGCGUUCACCGGUGGGAUGUUGGACUUCAAUCUGAACGAAGGCGUCUUGGCAUUCCUGCAGUCAUUCUUCAGCUCUAGCGGAGGUGGUAUCGUGCUGAUUGCGCUCGUGUCGACGUACGGAAUCUACGUGCUUGCCAGUGUGCUGUACGCAGACCCGUGGCACAUCAUCACCAGCGCGUGGGCAUACUUCCUGGGCAUGACGACGUCGAUCAACAUCCUCAUGGUGUACGCAUUUUGCAACUGGCACGACGUGUCGUGGGGAACCAAGGGAUCAGACAAGGCAGAGGCGCUACCGUCAGCGCAGACCAAGAAAGACGACGACAACAAGCACAAUUUCAUCGAAGAGGUGGACAAGCCGCAGGCCGACAUUGACAGCCAAUUCGAGUCGACGGUCAAGCGGGCGCUGGCGCCGUUUUCCGAGCCCGAGGAAGAGGGCGGAACCAGUCUGGACGACUCGUACCGGAACUUCCGCACGGUGCUGGUGUUGCUGUGGGUGUUUAGCAAUCUGAUUCUGUCGUUGCUGAUUACCGCGACCGGAAUUGACCGGUUGUGUUUGACGAACACAUCGACCCCCCGCACAAGUUGGUACUUCCAGAUCAUCCUGUGGUCGACAGCCGGUCUGUGUAUCUUCCGCUUCCUCGGGUCGCUGUGGUUCCUGGCGCGGUCGGGGAUCUUCUCGUGCGUCAACCGACGGUAG
Aspergillus campestris IBT 28561 is the source of this 2706-nucleotide messenger RNA. RefSeq names its product chitin synthase C (gene chsC). Lineage: Eukaryota; Fungi; Ascomycota; Eurotiomycetes; Eurotiales; Aspergillaceae. Gene Ontology annotation, cellular component: cell septum; cell periphery. Bases 1 to 2706 code for a protein of 901 amino acids. Gene Ontology annotation, molecular function: chitin synthase activity. The transcript has 7 exons. The record is from RefSeq and is a predicted model, not a curated record.